AUGUCCCAACCCUCGCCCGACACCUCACGUCCCACCAAUGCACCACACCCGUUCGACCUGCCAUCGGGGGACCUCAUCCUCCGCACUGCGGACCUCGUCGACUUCCGUGUGCACACCCUCUUUCUCUCCAUGGCAUCCCCGUUCUUCGCCACGAUGCUCGCGCUCCCCCAACCAACCUCCGCUAGCACCACCCCUUCCGCGCUCCCCGCCGGCGCGGAAACGCAAACGACGCCUGUCGUGCCGGUCUCCGAGGACAGCGCGACGCUCGAGCUGCUCCUGCGCCUCGUGUACCCCAUCUCGAAGCCGCGCGCGAAGAUGGAAGACCCGCACAUGAUCGUGCCCGCGCUGCAGGCCGCAGCGAAGUACGAGAUGGAGUUGCCCGUCGACAUCCUGUCCGAACGGCUCAUCGCCAUCGUCCCAAAGAGCCCACUGCAAGUGUGGGCGGCCGCGUGUCGCACCGGGCUCGAGGAUGUAGCGCGCCAGGCGGCG
Trametes versicolor FP-101664 SS1 is the source of this 489-nucleotide messenger RNA. RefSeq lists its product as uncharacterized. NCBI's taxonomy places the organism in Eukaryota, Fungi, Basidiomycota, Agaricomycetes, Polyporales, Polyporaceae. Gene Ontology annotation, molecular function: protein binding. The record is from RefSeq and is a predicted model, not a curated record. The transcript has a single exon. The annotation marks the transcript as partial.